This is a messenger RNA of Paramecium sonneborni, 855 nucleotides long. NCBI's taxonomy places the organism in Eukaryota, Ciliophora, Oligohymenophorea, Peniculida, Parameciidae. The record is from the annotation of a GenBank genome assembly.
AUAAAAUAAAAUAUGGAAAGAACUUGCUUACUUCCAGAACAUUAAGGUUUUGGUUCUUAAAUUAUUGGUUUUUGUGUCACAGAAUGUUGUCGAAAGCCAUCCAGAGCACUUUGUUUUAAAUGUAUGACUGGACCUGGACACUAAGGACAUUAAUUGAUCUAAGCAUAAGAAGAAAAUGCAUUUUUAGCACAACCCAAUCGAAUUUUCACUGAGAUCAACUAAAAAUUAGAAUUGAUGAUAAGAUAAUUUUCGAAAGGUAUUAAAUAUUUAUAGGGGAUUUUGCAAAAGAAUUAUUAACCUUAACCUUUGAGUAAUUUUGGAAAUUCAGAAAUAACAGAAAAGAUAAAUUGUAUUUUAAAGUUAGAGACAGUUUAAAAAUUAAUAAACGAUAGAUUAGAUAAUAUUUUUGAGAAUACAUUAAAAUAAAUAAAAAUCACUUGUCAAGAUUUAACAUUGGGAGAAGAAUUUAAAAGUAAAAAAAAAUAUAUUAAAACUAGGUUAUGAAUUUUUGUAACAUUAGAAAUAUUAAGAAGCUUCACAAUUAAUUAAUUAAUGUUUUUAGAGAGGUAAUAGAAAUACAUUUUUGAAGUUAGCUUAAGGUAAUUGAAAUAUAUGUAUAUGUAGCUGAAAUUUUUAAGGUUUAGGAUUAAUUUUAAGAUGCUCGAGCAAUUUAUUUACAAUUACUUUAGGAAGAUGAUUCAAAUCCUUGGGCUUACUUUGAAAAUAGUAUUAAUAAUUUUAAUAGAAUUAGAUAAAAUGUUAAAUUAGCAAGAACGGAGAUGAAUGUUUAUAAUCAGAAUUUAUCAUUAAUAAUAAUUAUAAGUUUUUCAAUGUCAGAUUCAUAAUAUUUCCAAC